CAGCAGGGACCAUAAGACCCCUUAGCCUUAGAAAGAUGGGCGUGGCAAAGCCCAGCGCCUCUCUCUCUCCCUCACUCUAUUUCUGGGCAGGCAGGACCGCAAACGGGCUGCCAAGGGGGUAGAAACAGUGACGUCUUCCUCUCCACGAAACCCCAUUGGUCGGCUGCGUCCGUUCCUCGCAGCACGCGCUUCACUGGAAGUGUGGGGGGGAGGGGCGGGGCUUGUGGCGCCCCUCGAGCGCCCUGGAGAGGCAGCUUCUUUCUGACGGAAAGAGGAGGAGACAAGUCCCGCCCCUUCCGCUACGUGUGGGGACGAGAGCGCCAGGCGUCUGACUGACUGAUAGACAAGCUGCGUGAGCGAGUUGCCGGCGGCCGCUCCUCCGGGCUGCUGCUGCUUCUCUUGCGGGGGAUGGCGAAGGGGGCGCGCCGGCGCGGGGAGCUCAGACCUCCGCCCCAAGCGCCCCUCAGCAACACGUAACGAGGCGGCGAGGCUAAAGAUGUAUAAACCUCACUUGCCUGGUUUCCAGCAGACCUCCACAACCUCGGAGGAUGCCUACCAUAGAUGUGAGCGAAACGUCAGGAGAGAAUGCUUCUGAAACAUGGCCAUACAGCCCGGAAAACUCACAGCAACCUAGGGACACAGAGGAGACAGAGAAAAUGGAAGGCAACGGUCAUCUUUGCAUUCGGCGUUGGUCUACCAGGCAUGUAGCCAAGUGGCUGAAGGAAGAAGGUUUUUGUGAAUAUGUAGAGAUUUUGUGUGAUAAACACAGAUUGGAUGGCAUUACACUACUGACCCUGACUGAAUUUGACUUGAGGUCUCCUCCUCUGGAAAUCAAGGUUCUUGGUGAUAUCAAAAGGCUCAUGUUGUCAAUACGCAAGUUACAGAAGCACCACAUUGAAGUUCUGGAAGAGCUUGGUUACAACAGUGACUCUCCUAUUGGUUUACCAUCUCCUGUGAUUGCCUCUCUUCAAGGAACAGAUUGGUUUUCUAACGGUGAAGUGCAACGGGAUUGUGAUGAUUAUGAACCUGCUGCUGAAUUGAAUGCUGAGCAAUAUCAGUAUGCAAAUGGAAAACACAAACAUUCUACACGAAAACUGAACCCAGAGUACUGGAAGACAGCAUUGAGUUGUAUAUAUGUGUUCAUUGUGUUUGGCUUCACGUCAUUUGUCAUGGUCAUUGUCCACGAGCGUGUACCUGACAUGCAGACAUACCCACCACUACCGGACAUAUUCUUAGACAGUGUUCCUCGAAUACCAUGGGCUUUUGCCAUGACUGAAGUAUGUGGAGUGGUUCUCUGCUACAUCUGGUUGCUUGUUCUCCUACUUCAUAAACAUAGAUCUAUUCUAUUACGAAGAUUAUGCAGUCUGAUGGGUACAGUAUUCUUACUCCGUUGCUUUACAAUGUUUGUGACCUCACUAUCUGUGCCAGGCCAACAUUUACAGUGUUCUGGAAAGCUGUAUGGCAAUGUGUGGGCAAAACUUCAGCGGGCCUUUGCAAUCUGGAGUGGAUUUGGCAUGACGCUAACAGGAGUACAUACUUGUGGAGACUACAUGUUCAGUGGCCAUACUGUUGUCCUGACAAUGCUAAACUUCUUCGUCACUGAAUAUACACCAAGAAGCUGGAACUUCUUGCACACUCUGUCCUGGGUGCUGAAUCUCUUUGGGAUUUUCUUCAUUUUGGCUGCACAUGAACAUUAUUCUAUUGAUGUCUUCAUUGCCUUCUACAUUACUACAAGACUCUUUUUGUACUAUCACACAUUGGCUAACACAAGAGCUUAUCAACAGAGCAGGAGAGCCCGAAUUUGGUUUCCUAUGUUCUCUUUUUUUGAAUGCAAUGUAAAUGGUACCGUUCCAAAUGAGUAUUCUUGGCCUUUCUCAAGGCCAGCUAUAAUGAAAAGACUGAUUGGCUAAAAAUUACUGGAUUUAAUUCACAUCUGUGUGAAACAUUUGUGACUAAUUUUCUUCAAGAAUGGGUUCUGAAAAAUUGAUUUCGUCUUACCCAUGUAUCUCCUUCUAUCCUUGUUAAUUCUCGUUGAGCCACAAGACUAAAUGAAGCCCUAACACGUUUUUUACAAGGUGUUAACUUGUAAUAAGGUUCUGUGUGAAUGACGAUAAAGUUAUCAUAUCAACGAUCCUUAAAAUGUUUUCAUUUGGAGAGCUUCAAAACUGUCCUGUGCUGAGGCAGUGAUUUUGGAUCUAGAUAACAUCAAAUACUACCUAGUUAGCUACUGUGUCUCUAAUAAAUAACACAAGAGUCAUUCUUUUAAAAUAAUGUGUCUCCAUAUAAGAAUAGGGUGUGUGAUACGAGGUAAGUGGGCAAGGAAAUGCUCAAAUGGUGAAAAGGGGCCCCAGAGCCUUGAGCGUGAGAGAAACUUGCUGUGCUUGAUAUGUAGAGAAGGGAACAAACGGACGGUCUCUGGAGCUGUGACAAUGAUGAGCAGGGCAUCACUGACUUGGAGUAAAUGUGUUCUGCCAUCAGACCUUUUCCUUGUUUACAUUUCAUUCAAUUGGUAAGGAAUAAAUACUUUAUCUUUUGAAAUGAGAUUGAUUUUGUUUGGGUGCCCUGAUUUUUCUUUCUAUUUCAGUAUUAAACAAUUUCUGCAAGCUUUUAAAAUGCUGCUUUUAGGAGAAUAAUAUUAUUUCCUUGGGAAAGUAGCAAGCAAUGACCCAUUGAACCAAGGCAAAAGGAUUUAUUUUUAUUUUAUUUAAGAAAAUGGCAACAGGGCUUUUGGGAAAUUUGUUUAACAGCAGUCUCUUUUCAUUUCACUGUACAAAUUUCAAAGGCAUCUCAUUCUGCUUUAUGUGGAAUUUAGUAAAUGCUGAAAUGUCAUUGAUUGAAAAACUCCUGAUAGUAUUUUCAGUAAAUGCUCUAUUCUUUUCACAAGUUAAAAUUCCUUUCAGUUUUUCAGAUAAUUAUGGUAAUAAAAAGAAAUAACAAAAGAAAUGGAGCUUAAAGCACGAGGAGUCGUGCAAACACAGCACACAGUACUUGGUACUCAUUAAAGCCCUAUAUUUUUCUUUUAAAUCUAGCUUUUAUAGAAGAUACUCAGGUUUUCAAUUAAUGUUUUAAGCCUUUUAUGUAAUGAGAUGUUGUCCUUAAGAGUAAAAAUAAUGCUUGAAAAAAUACAUGAAAUUGCACAGCCAUAGCUAUUAGCAUAUUAAUUCAAGAGUGAUUUAUACUCCAUUUUUUCAAAAGAGGUAGCACUUGCUGAUUCACAAAUUAAAACUGGCAUGCAGGUUGGGUUAAUUUCCAUUAUAUAUAUUAGAGAAUAUACCUGUUAAAAACUCCUUACUUGCACAACUGGACAGUCAUAGAUUUGUUUAGAUUGUAAUCUAGUAAUGUAAAGGUCUUCAGCCCACAUUAUGUACCUGGAUUAAUUAAAAUUAUAAAUGUGGCAUUAAAAUUUGUAGUCAAGUGAACUAGAUUUUCAAUUGUAAGACGUCCCACACAACGCUAAAUUUCUGUAACGCAGAAUAGUAAAUGAGCUAUCUUGCAUGUGAAAAAAGCAAUAUAAUAACAGAUUAAAUAUACUGAACUUUCUUAUGGAAGUUAGAUAAUUGGGUUUUACCACUGGCCUCUAGUCAAGUCUCCUUUCUGCUGCAUCCUCUUGGAAACUCAGUUAAGCCAGGCCCACAAAAUAGGCAUUGGUUUUGCAUUUGAGAAUUAUUAAAAGGUUCUCCUUAGCUUUCCAGAAUGAAAUAAACAUUAUUUCCUUUUUGCUCUUAGUAUUAUGCAUUGCUGUUCAUGGAAUAACAUUUGUAUUGUACAUGAGGCAUUGCAUUGGAGGGCUGAAGAACUGUUUCCAAAAAUGAACUCAACUAGGAAUAGGAGUAGCUAAACUUGCAAACCUGCACAUUUGAAAUAUAUGCAGGCUAGAAGAUUGUUCAUCUUCUAGCUAUGUGUAAUACUGCAACAGGAAGCUAUCUAUACAGAUUUAUAUGAUCACAUCAGUAUUUUUAUGUGCCACUAUCCUCUGGCAUGCUUUAUUUCUUCACACAUUACAGAGUCAGCACUGUUGCAGAGUCAAACACUAUGUAAACAAACACCAAAACCUUUUCUUUAUGUGUUGGCUCCUCCACUGUGUGGGUUUGCUAGUUUGUGAGGAUUGGUGUCAUAACAAAUUGAGUGGGAUGUAUUCUAUUGAGAUAUUUAAAUGGACCAUGUUUUAAAAUAAAAAAGAAGCCUCUGUUAUGCAGUUGCAGCAUUUUUAUUAUCCUUCCUUUACUAUAUAGUAACGAUCAGUGCUCAUCUUUGCAUUUUUGAGUAGAAAUAUGUUUUAUUUCAGGAUAGCACUUUCCUGUGGCAUUUAAGAGGAAAGAUCCAAAAAGUCUCCUACUCUGUCCCUUCUCCUGGUGAUGUGCCCUAAUUUCCCUGUUAGAAGCAUGUAGUAUGGGUUGUUUACAAAAAAUCUCAGGCCCGCCUGGGAAUUCAGGAUACAUGCACUCUUUUUACGUUUAUACAUUUGUUUUUGUAGACGAAUUAAACCCCACCCAUCAAAAUGUAUCGAUAAGUUUACAGUUCAGAUAUACAUUAUAUUGUAAGCAGUAUUACUUUGUCGGUUUAAAUAGAAACAAUAGCCCCAAUCUAAUAAAGUAGGGUAAAUGAAAAGCAGCAGUGGGAUUCAGCACGCAUUAUGACCCAGUGCAUGUUACCUUUCAAGAAAUCUUACUGGGCUUAGUUCUAACAGGUGGUUAGCCUAUGUAUGGACCAAUCCCAUUGAGGAUGUAGGUGACCGCUUCCGUAGAAGAAUGCUCUUAGCGAAGGAAAAAACAUACAUAAAACUAGGGAAGGUCAAGGGGAAAACCAAGUUGAAAAUCCGUAUUCAGGACAUGAUAUUUCCCGAUAGGUGAGAAAUACUUUGAAGGAGCAUUCAAUCUGAGGAGUCACUGAUUCAGUCUAAGAGGUACAGCACAAGCACCGGAGGGUGACCUCAAUGGACAGAACGGCAUACUUGAAAGUUAGCAAACAUAUACCGUAACUCUGGUCUUCAUUGUAACUAAUAUUAAUUAGAUUGGGGCUGUAUGUUUUAGUUUAUGCAAUAGAAAAAAGGGAGAUGAGUAACCAAAACUAUCUUAGCUGUUUAGGAUGUAAGCAUUGCUUGAGCAUAAUACUAUGAAUUGUGUACAUUUUUUUUCAAAUUAAAAAAUAGUCCUGUGGACUAGAUUUGCACUUUGGGUUCUAAUCAGAAUGAUCCAUUUUAUGGAUUAAUCUAUUUCAAAUGGUUGAUUUGACAUGCCAUUCUAUGUUUAAUUACACAUUUGUUCCUUCAGAGGGAUGAUACAUCCAUCAGCAUUUCCAAUAUUUGUCCAUUGUGGAAUCACAAAGAAUAGAAUUCUCACACUAAAAUGUCUGCUUUGAGCACUUCUUUUAUCUUGGAAAUGUUAACUAUAUAUUAUACUGUAAUUUAUUUCUGGGUCUUCCGAGCUGUAUUGUCUUUGUGUGGAAUGGAGAGUGAUGGUAAAAUAGACAUAGUUUGGUCUUAAAAAUAUAACAAACCCAAAGUGAUAAUGAAGAUCAUCAUGUACUCCUGGAUAGCAUACCAUCAAUUUGUUUUAUCUACUCUUUAAUCUUUUUCAUAGUGUCCUAACGUUAUUUGGAUAGUAUGUUAAGGCUCUAAAUUAUAAUUUAAUAAAGGUGUUUUAUUUUUGGAUUAUUGCCUUGGCAUUUGAGAAACAGAUAAACUAAUUAGAUUAUUAGAUAAAGGAAUAUUUAAGUGUAUUCUUUUUUCAAGAUCUGUGAUGUACAAAGGUUUAUUUUAAUCAGAGGAAGUAAAUGUUGACACACUUACCUUACAACAGUACUUCGCUGGAAUAAUCCAAAUAGCAACAGCUUUGAGAUUGUGGAGUGUGUACAUUGUUGCUACAUGGCUGUCCUCCAUGUUUUGAGUUGCAUGACAGAAUGGUGGUCUAAAAUAUAUUGAUGGAAGUGGGAUGUGUAAAUCUUAAACUAUUAAAUACGAACAGUUUAAAGAGAGCUUUUUAAUUCUGUGGAGUUUUGAAUGGACUGAUGGAUAAAUUGGUUCAGAACUUUCAAAUCUGACUAGAUCCUGAAAAAUGCCAGUACCCAGCACAAUCUGAGGAUGUAAUGUCAAAGGCUUUCACGGCCGGAAUCGCUGGAUAUUUCUAGGCUAUAUGGCUGUGUUCUAGCAGCAUUUUCUCCUAAUGUUUCAACUGCAUCUGUGGCUGGCAUCUUCAGAGGAUGGAGGAAUGUCAGGAGAAAAUGCUGCUAGAACACAGCCACACAGCGCCCCAAUCUGGGUAUGUUCUUGGGUCACUUUAAGUCCUUGGCUAUACUGAAUAAGACAUAAUGAUACUUUCUGUUGCAAGUGGCCUAACCUGCCCUGAAGAAGGCCAGUUUGAGGCUAGGUUUCAACAGUUAUAUUGGUUGUAGUUUCUUAGGCAUACGUCAAAUGAAUGAUACAUUUGCAAUAAUUGUAGCACAAUCCUAGAAACUGGAGAGGUGUGGCUGGUCUAGACUUGUUGAUGCAUUGCAUGAUCCUUAUAUUUUGGGUUUCUCUUCUGCUCCAGAGAACGUAGUGUUACUGGAAAGCAUGGGUGUUACUCCUGCAGAGGAAUCUGAAGCACAGAUGUGUAAAUAAAGAUGGAUUUCCCUUAAUUUGAACCCAGAUUUAAUUUAUAUUGUUUGUAUGUAUUGCAUUAAACUAUUGAAGAAUAAAUAAAAUAUAAAAUGAAUUUCUUAAAAAACGACUAA
Molecule: messenger RNA, 6711 nt
Organism: Anolis carolinensis (green anole)
Lineage: Eukaryota; Metazoa; Chordata; Lepidosauria; Squamata; Anolidae
Gene: samd8
Product: sterile alpha motif domain containing 8
Exons: 7
Coding region: 549-1910 (453 amino acids)
Biological process (GO): ceramide biosynthetic process
Cellular component (GO): Golgi membrane; endoplasmic reticulum membrane; plasma membrane
Molecular function (GO): ceramide cholinephosphotransferase activity; sphingomyelin synthase activity; protein binding
Source: RefSeq, a predicted model, not a curated record